AUGCCAUCUCAAACGGAAGUCAUUGCAGCUCUUGAUGCAGCCAAGCCUAAAUGGUUUAGCCACAAUGGCGCAGAGUACGUCCAAGCUCAUGCAGGAGAUCUACUGCCAUUUGAAACCGACAGAAUCAUUGGCUCGCUUGACACCAUCGAACCUGGGGUGUUUGCCGGAAACGAAGUCGAACGUCUAAAGGUACGCGCUGCUGCACGUCGCCUACUUGCAAGAGUAGAAACACCGUAUGAGCGUGCCUGGGGCUUCUGCUUCGAACAGCCUGUCGUCUUUGCCGCUCUACAGACAUGCAUCGACUUGGGUCUUUGGAAGUCCUGGACAGGUGUUGGGGGUGAGAAGUCUAUCGACGAACUGGUCGCAUUUACCACUCCCACUGUUGAUACAAAUCUGCUGCGUCGACUGUUCCGCUUACUCGCUGCUUUCAACGUGGUUGAAGAGACAGGGGAAGACAGAUUCAAACCGACCCCGUUCUCGAACGCUAUCGGCGACGAGAGCACCAAGGUGCGCGCCUCACUUCAGGCAGCAACCAAUCAAUACCUUGCUGCUGGCCACAACCUGCCAGCGUACCUAGCAAAGAUAUCCUACAAAGAGCCCACGGAUGUCAAUACGAAUAACCACUCAGGCAGUGACCCUGAUGGUCUCAAUUUCUUUGGGCGAUUGCAGAAAACCCCUGCUUGCUUUGAAGCUUUCACUGGUCACAUGGAGGCCUGGACAGCAUGGAAGACCCCGUGGACCAAGGUCUACGAUACAACAAAGCUGCUGAAGGGUGCGAAGCUGGACAAUGGCUCUCCCUUCGUGGUUGAUGUGGGUGGAAACACUGGGAUUGAUAUUUCCCACGUUCUUGCAAAACACCCAGACCUUCCUGCUGGAUCGCUAGUGCUGCAGGAUCUUCCAGAAGUGAUUUCCAACGCGCAAGUUGAUAAAAAGAUCACUGCUAUGGUUCACGAUUUCUUUUUACCUCAGCCGGUGAAAGGGAGCCGUGCGUACUUUAUGCACGCAGUUCUUCACGAUUGGCCAGAUGACAAGGCUAAGCAAUUGCUUGUGAACACCAAAGAUGCUAUGGUCAAGGGAUACUCCAAGCUAUUUAUUUAUGAUAUUGUUCUUCCACCAACGGGGGCGAGUAUCAGUCAGGCUACAAUGGAUGUGGAGAUGAUGUCGCUGUUGUCGGCUUCCGAGCGAACACAAGGCACUUGGACGAAGCUGUUGACUGAUGCUGGGUUUAAAAUUGUUAAAUUUUGGCCUGAUCCUCAGCAGUAUGAGAUGGUUAUUGAGGCCGAGAUUGCCUAG
Penicillium hordei is the source of this 1293-nucleotide messenger RNA. RefSeq lists its product as uncharacterized. Gene Ontology annotation, molecular function: O-methyltransferase activity. Bases 1 to 1293 code for a protein of 430 amino acids. The transcript has 4 exons. The record is from RefSeq and is a predicted model, not a curated record. NCBI's taxonomy places the organism in Eukaryota, Fungi, Ascomycota, Eurotiomycetes, Eurotiales, Aspergillaceae.